This is a messenger RNA of Miscanthus lutarioriparius, 720 nucleotides long. NCBI's taxonomy places the organism in Eukaryota, Viridiplantae, Streptophyta, Magnoliopsida, Poales, Poaceae. The record is from the annotation of a GenBank genome assembly.
AUGGCAAGCUCACACGGCUUUGAGAACCCGCCGACGCUGGAGCCGGCCAGCGGAGGAGGAGAGGUUGUCGACGACUUCGGCGGGCAGAAGGCAUACGUCACCGGCUCCGCCGGGUCCAAGGCGGCCGUCGUCCUCAUCUUCGACGCCUUCGGGUUCGAAGCGCCAAACCUGAGGAAGAUAGCCGACAAAGUUGCUUCGUCCGGUUACUUUGUUGUGGUGCCCGAUUUCCUGCAUGGGGAUCCAUAUGACCCCAGCAAUCCCAACAAUCCUGGAAUGUGGAUGCAGGAGCAUAAUCCGCAAAAUGCAUUUGAAGAGGCAAAACCAGUAAUUGCUGCUAUAAAGGAGAAGGGAGUGUGCAGCAUCGGUGCUGCAGGUUAUUGUUGGGGCGCAAAGGUGGUUGUGGAACUUGCGAAAGUUCACGAGAUCCAGGCUGCUGUAUUGUUGCACCCUUCUUUACUAACUGUCGAUGAUAUCAAAGAGGUCAAAUGCCCCAUUUCCAUACUUGGAGCUGAAAUCGAUAGGUCAUCCCCGCCUGAAUUGUUAAAGCAGUUCGAGCAAAUUCUUUCAGCUAACUCUGAGAUCGAUCACUUUGUCAAAAUUUUCCCUGGCGUACCGCAUGGAUGGGCUGUGAGAUACAGCGACAAUGAUGCAUCCGCUGUCACAAGUGCGAAGGAAGCUCUGCAAGACAUGAGCCACUGGUUUAAUAAGUACCUGAACUGA